GCUCCCAUGGCCUAUCAGGCGGAGAUAACGCAGCCCGGCCGGGUGCAGACUAGCUACUCCUACGGCAACACCAACGCCUGGAGCUCGGGCAUGUGCGACUGCUUCGCGGACAUGGGCGUGUGUCUCUGCGGUACCUUUGUGCCCUGCAUCCUGGCCUGCCAGGUGUCCCAGGACUUCGGCGAGUCCUGUUUCCUGCCCUGCCUACCUGGCACCCUGCUGGCCCUGCGCACGGGGGUGCGGGAACGGUACCACAUCGAGGGCAGUAUCUGCGACGAUUGGCUGGUCAUGGCCUGCUGUGGGCCCUGCGGCCUUUGCCAGCUGUCCCGGGAGCUGUCACACCGGAAAUGA
Molecule: messenger RNA, 348 nt
Organism: Terrapene triunguis (Three-toed box turtle)
Lineage: Eukaryota; Metazoa; Chordata; Testudines; Emydidae
Product: cornifelin homolog A-like
Exons: 3
Cellular component (GO): cornified envelope
Source: RefSeq, a predicted model, not a curated record